AUGGCUACUAGAUUCCAAGGAUCAACUACAGCACGUUAUGUUGGCACUGGUGGGUCUUUGAAGAAUAACAUACACAAUAAUGUCACCCUAACUGCACAGCAGUUAAUGGACUCCGCGAAGCUUGAUGAGAUCGACUCUAUGAUGGGCUUUGAGCGUUACGUUGCCCCUCAAUAUGGCAAUAAAACCCAAUUAAUUAAUGAAAUACCUGGCAGAAUUGGCUGGCUAGUUAAUAUGCAUCCUACAGUUGUAUCUCAAGAUGUUGCUUCAAAUGGAGGAAAAGCGCCAUUAACACCUGCUGGUAUAUCGGGUGUGGAUUUCUAUUUUCUAGACGAAGAAGGAGGUGGAUUUAAAUCGACGCUCACUUUUGAUCCAUACUUUCUUAUAUCUUGCAAAGACGAAUCGCGAACUAACGAUGUCGAAGAAUAUCUGAAAAAGUAUCUAGAACACUGCCUUAAAGAUGUUGAGGUGAUUACUCGAAAUGAUUUAUCUAUGACAAAUCAUCUAGUCGGUCUAGAGAGAACUAUGCUGAAGCUAUCAUUCACCAACAAUAAUAAUCUCUUUGAAGCUAGAAAAUUACUGCGACCAAUACUUAGAGAUAACGAGAGUAAUCAACUACAGAGAGCGCUUUACAGUUCCACGAAUACGGCAAUUGAAGACACAAAGAUGUUAAUUUCGGACAUGCGAGAAUAUGAUGUUCCUUAUCAUGUACGUGUCUCAAUUGAUAACAAUAUAAGGGUAGGGAAAUGGUACAAGGUAACAUCACGGGGGUUUUUGGAAGUGACGGAGAAAGUGGCAUUUGCAGAUCCAGUUGUCCUUGCAUUCGAUAUAGAAACCACAAAGCCUCCAUUAAAAUUUCCAGAUGCAUCGAUUGAUCAAAUAAUGAUGAUUUCAUAUAUGAUAGACGGUGAGGGUUACCUGAUAACUAAUCGAGAGAUUAUCUCUGAGGAUAUUGACGAUUUCGAAUAUACACCCAAACCAGAAUAUCCAGGUCAAUUUACUAUAUUCAAUGAAGCUGAUGAACUAGCAUUACUGCAAAGAUUCUUUGAGCAUAUUAGGGAUGUAAGACCGACGGUAAUUUCAACAUUUAAUGGUGAUUUCUUUGACUGGCCAUUUGUUGAUACACGUUCUAAAAUUCAUGGUCUUAAUAUGUAUGAAGAGAUAGGCUUCGCUCCUGACUCCGAAGGUGAAUACAAAUCGUCAUAUUGUGCCCAUAUGGACUGUUAUAGGUGGGUGAAACGUGAUUCUUAUUUACCACAGGGCUCUCAGGGUCUGAAGGCCGUUACACAGGCAAAAUUGGGUUAUAAUCCUAUCGAGUUAGACCCAGAACUAAUGACCCCUUAUGCAUAUGAGAAGCCUCAGCAUCUUUCUGAAUAUUCAGUGUCGGAUGCAGUGGCUACUUAUUAUUUAUACAUGAAAUAUGUGCAUCCUUUCAUUUUUUCUUUAUGCACUAUUAUUCCACUCAAUCCUGAUGAGGUUCUGAGGAAGGGAACAGGAACACUAUGCGAGAUGUUGUUAAUGGUGCAGGCAUACAACGGACAAAUUCUACUACCAAACAAGCAUACUGAUCCGAUUGAAAGGUUUUAUGAUGGUCAUCUGCUUGAAUCUGAGACGUACGUUGGUGGCCAUGUGGAAUCAUUAGAGGCAGGUGUCUUUCGAAGUGACAUAAAGAACAAUUUUAAAAUUGAUCCCACAGCAAUUGAUGAGUUACUUGAAGAUUUACCCAAUGCUCUUAAAUUUUGCAUCGAAGUUGAGAAUAAAGCUAAAUUAGAAAGUGUCACCAACUUUGAGAAUAUCAAGGAUCAAAUCACUCAAAAGUUACUGGACUUGAAAGAGAAUAGCGACCGAAAUGAACUGCCUUUAAUAUAUCAUGUUGAUGUCGCUUCUAUGUAUCCUAAUAUCAUGGUUACAAAUAGAUUACAACCAGACAGUGUCAAGACAGAUCGGGAUUGUGCCAGCUGUGAUUUUAAUAGGCCAGGUAAAACAUGCGACAGAAGACUGAACUGGGCGUGGAGAGGUGAAUUUUUCCCAGCGAAAUUGGAUGAAUAUAAUAUGGUUAAAAGGGCUUUGCAAAAUGAAACGUUUCCUAACAAAAAUAGAAACUCUAACAGACAAUUUCUGACAUUCGAGGAGUUAAGUUAUUCAGAGCAAGUUGCUCAAAUAAAAAAACGUCUGACUGAUUAUUCUAAAAAAGUAUAUCAUAGAGUGAAGGCUUCUGAAGUUGUUCAGAGAACAGCAAUUAUAUGUCAGCGUGAAAACCCUUUUUAUGUCAAUACUGUGAGAUCAUUUCGAGACAGAAGGUAUGAAUUUAAAGGACUAGCGAAGACCUGGAAAAAGAAACUCUCAGACAUUGAUCUCAAUGAUAAGCAUGAACGAGAUGAGGCUAAAAAGAUGAUUGUGUUGUAUGACUCUCUUCAGCUUGCUCACAAAGUUAUUUUGAACUCAUUUUAUGGUUAUGUAAUGAGAAAGGGCUCACGUUGGUAUUCGAUGGAGAUGGCAGGUAUAACCUGUUUGACUGGUGCUACCAUCAUUCAGAUGGCAAGAUCGUUGGUAGAACGAAUUGGUCGCCCUCUAGAAUUAGAUACGGAUGGUAUUUGGUGUAUUAUCCCCAAAUCGUUCCCGGACAAUUUUAUAUUUGAACUUGACAAUGGAAAGAAGAUUUUUCUUUCAUAUCCAUGCUCCAUGUUGAAUUAUAGAGUUCACUGCCGAUUUACCAAUCAUCAGUAUCAGACUUUAGUGGAUCCCAUUAAACACAAAUAUCAAACUCACAGUGAUAACUCUAUUUUUUUCGAGGUUGAUGGACCUUACAAAGCAAUGAUAUUACCGACUUCCAAAGAAGAAGGAAAAGGAAUCAAAAAGAGAUACGCGGUGUUCAAUGAAGAUGGAUCUUUAGCAGAAUUAAAAGGGUUUGAACUUAAAAGGCGUGGUGAACUACAAUUAAUUAAGAACUUCCAAAGUGAUAUAUUCAAAGUCUUUUUGGAAGGCAAUAGUUUAGAGGCAUGUUAUGCUGCCGUGGCUUCGGUUGCAAAUAGAUGGCUGGAUGUCUUGGAUACUAAAGGGGCUAUGCUGGAAGAUGAAGAUUUGAUAGCAUUGAUUUGUGAGAAUAGAAGUAUGUCAAAGACUUUAAAAGAAUAUGAGGGCCAAAAAUCUACAUCUAUUACCACUGCAAGAAGACUAGGUGAAUUUCUUGGUGAGGAAAUGGUUAAGGAUAAAGGCUUACAGUGUAAAUAUAUCAUAAGCUCUAAACCCUUGAAUGCUCCGGUUACCGAGCGUGCUAUUCCUGUUGCUAUAUUUUCAGCGGAUCUGAGCGUAAAAAGAUCAUUUUUGAGAAGGUGGCUAAUGGACUCUUCCUUAGAAAACUUCGACCCUAGGGCAAUAAUCGAUUGGGAUUACUAUCGAGAAAGGCUUGCAUCGGUUGUUCAAAAGAUUAUUACCAUACCAGCAGCGUUGCAAAAUAUUAAAAAUCCUGUUCCAAGAGUGAAUCAUCCCGACUGGUUACAGAAACGAAUUGCAGUAAGUGAGGACAAAUUCAAACAAACUUCCUUAACGAAAUUCUUCAAGAAGACAAAGCAGGCACCUGUUGUCAAAGACAUAGAGGAUACUUUUUUGGACAGCGAAUCUGCUGAUAACUUCGCUAAAAUGAGAAUUGCCAAGAUCACGACUAAAAAGAAAGCCAAAAGAAGGCGAGAUCAAGGUGAAGAAGAGCAGAACCUCACUUUACCUUCGGAAAUGCCUUCAAUGGAUGAAGAUUAUAUUGGUUGGUUAAAUUACCAGAAAAUAAAAUGGAAGAUUCAAGCAAGAGACAGAAAAAGAAGAACACAAUUGUUUGGAAACGCUGGUAGUGUAUCACACCGCUCAACUCUAGGGAACAUACUAAGGAAACAUGCCGAAUCUUAUGCAAAUUCAACCUGGGAAAUUUUGGAGUACAAGGAGACAUCUGAACCCGGUGUUUUGGAUGUUUAUGUUCAAGUCAAUCGAAAAGUUCAUACAUUGAAGUUCAAAAUGUCCAAAAGCGUGUAUAUGAAUUUCAAAACAAAUUCUCUGCCCAAUGGAACUAUUGAAAAUUGUCUCGUGGAAAAGUCGACAAGCGUUUUACCUAAUGAUCGUUCUCUCAAUGACAAAAAAAAUAGCUCAUUAUUCAAAUUGACAUUGCCUGAAGAAGUGUAUCUCGACGAGAUUCAGAAUCCUUCUAGUGUUCUUAAUCAUGAGUCUGUACUUGGUAUCUUUGAAAGUUCAGUUAACUCCAUUGAAAGAGCUAUAAUAGAACUUGGCUCAUCGGUGGGUUUCAGUUCCAAUGCUGUUGGUGCACUAGGAAGGGGUUUACAAAAAGGAUUCGAGUCAAAGCAUUUGCACAUGGUAGACGAGGGCCGCUACCUUGAGCAAUUUUACUUAGAGCCAGCAUACCUUUUGCAUCUUUCAACAAAUAUUGGUUACGAGUUUUUCGUGCUGUACCGGAGCUGGGAUAAGAAAUUAGAAGUAUUUGUCUUGAAGCCAUCGGAAAGUGCUCAGAAUUUAAGCGUUUCUAUGCUUGAAAGUAUCUAUGAAGAAACUUAUUUGAAAAAGGUUGAAAAGCUUAAUAGAUUCUAUGAUCUCAUCAAAUUCAGUGAGAAUAUUCAUGUUGACUACAAACCGUUUACUGAUUUACCACGGCUGUACAAAAGGCUUUCGGCGUCCAUAGGAAAACUCAGUGAUGAAAAGGGUUCACAAGUCAUCGUACUUUUACAAUCUCCAUUCGCAAAAAAGUUGCGCAAGACUGUUAAACCUUUUCUUCAAAUGCCUGUAAUAGAGAUAUCCAUGGCAGAAACUGUACUACCCCAACUCAAAUGGCAAGAAAAACUGGUCAAUUUGAUCGUAAACCAUGUUCUGUCUUUGGGACCUUGGCUAAAAAAUCUGAUUUCUCUAUCCCGCUACAGUAAUAUUCCUCUCUGCAAUCUAAAUCUUGAGAAAAUGAGUUACGUUAUUGAUAUCAUGUAUGCAAGAAAUUUGAAAAAGCAGGAUAUUGUACUGUGGUGGAACGGCUCUAAUCCUUUGCCGGACCAUGGAGGUGUUGAGAAAGAUUUCAAUCCACUCAUGGCUUCUCUGAUGACCGACUUGGAGGCUCCUGUGUUCAACAACCCUGAAAUCUAUGAUUCGGUUGUGUUGGAAAUUGAUAUCAACAACCUAACUGUGAAUACAGUUUUAUCGUCAGCACUCAUAAAUGAAGCAGAGGGAAGUGACCUUGCUGAUAUGGCAAUUAGUGAUAACGGUAAUGAAGAUAAUAAGUUGACAGGACUCGCUUUUGUGGAAGAUUCUUUCUCAAAUGCCGCUCUUGGCGUUUUACGGUCGCUGUUGAAGCAGCUCUGGGAUGAUGCCCUGACAGACAAUAUAACAGCAGACUCUUUGGUUCACACCUUCAUUAACUGGAUUUACGCACCAGAUUCAAAGCUUUUCGACUACUCUUUGAGGUAUCAUGUGCAUAAUUUGACAAAAAAGGCGUUGCUUCAGCUGAUCAAUGUUUGUAAGUGCCUUGGAUCUUCCGUUGUAUUUGCUAAUAGAAACAAAUUAUACCUAAAAACAAGCAAGACCACUGUUGAGAACUCCUAUGCGUAUGGGCAAUAUUUGACAAAAGCCGUGCGGACCACCCCAAUGUUCCAUUACUUGGAUCUUUCUAUAUGCAGAUAUUGGGACUUGUUAAUCUGGAUGGAUAUUUAUAACUAUGGUGGACGCGCGUGCUCAAAGAUAGAAGAACGAGAAGAUCAAAAACUUACGGCAUACUCAAAAUGGCAUAUUAAGAAUUUUCUUCCAAUCAUUUAUCAACAGGAAUUUGAUGAUUGGAUGAUAAUCAUACUGGAUAGUAUGAUCAAAGCCAAAGAAUCAUACUAUGAGUCCAACACUGGCACACAAAGAUUGACUCAAAUUCCUCCAGUGAGAUCAGUGUCUGGUACUGCGCAAGACGGAGACGAAGUAGAUCCAUUAGCAGGCUUCACAGUUAGAUUUGGUCAGCCUAUGGCUAAAAGAAUGUCAAAGCUACUUAAGAACCAGCAAGAAUUCAUAUUGGAUCCUACUUUUGGAGCAGACUACGCGUUUCCAAUGCUUCCAGGCUCACAUAUAAAGAUGAGAAAUCCUUUGCUAGAAUUGGUUAAAGAACUCUGUCAUAUAAUGAUGCUUUCCAAGAAGAGAACUCUCGAAGUUAGAACGCUAAGAAAGCAACUGCUCAAAAUUUUUGAAAUUGGGGAAUUUGACUGGGAGUCCGAGUUUAGGGAUCCUAGUUCGUCUCUAGUAGUUGUUAAUUUGAUCUGCGAAUACUGCUCUUCUAUUGAUGACGUGGAUUUUUGCAAGAAGGAUGGAGAUCGCCAAUUCCAAUGCCAAAAGUGCCAUAAACCAUAUGACACUACCCUUCUUCAAGAGCACUUGGUUCAGAGCUUACAAACGGAGGUAGAGGCUUUUUUUCUGCAAGACUUGAAGUGCAAGAAGUGUGGUAGAGUCAAAGAAAACUCUAUGUCAAACUAUUGCCCCUGUUCUGGAGAAUGGAAGACUUCAGUUUCUCGGAAAUCAUUGGCAUCAAAACUUGAAAUUUUCAAAAACGUCUCUCAUUAUUAUAACUUUGAACUUUUACUAUCUGUUAUAGACGAUUUGUUGUGA
Molecule: messenger RNA, 6618 nt
Organism: Lachancea fermentati
Lineage: Eukaryota; Fungi; Ascomycota; Saccharomycetes; Saccharomycetales; Saccharomycetaceae
Source: the annotation of a GenBank genome assembly